Messenger RNA from Aureococcus anophagefferens, 1063 nucleotides. RefSeq lists its product as hypothetical. Gene Ontology annotation, biological process: intracellular protein transport; SNARE complex disassembly. Lineage: Eukaryota; Pelagophyceae; Pelagomonadales; Pelagomonadaceae. Gene Ontology annotation, molecular function: soluble NSF attachment protein activity; syntaxin binding. Bases 76 to 1032 code for a protein of 318 amino acids. The transcript has a single exon. The record is from RefSeq and is a predicted model, not a curated record. Gene Ontology annotation, cellular component: SNARE complex; vacuolar membrane.
CAUCCACCGCGUCCAGCCGCCCGACGCGCGCAGGACGUCCGGCCAGCGAGUAGCCGCGCGCGCGACUCGAGCGAGAUGGCCGCCACUUCGGUAAAAAAAGCCCAGGAGCUCAUGGCCAAGGGCGAGAAGGCCCUCACGAAGUUCAGUUUCUUCGGCGGCGGCACGGCCAAGUUCGAGGACGCCGCCGAGUGCUUCAACGACGCGGGCAAGCAGUUCGUCAUGGGCAAGGCCUACGGCGAGGGCGCGUCGGCCUACCGGCGCGCCGCGGACUGCCACCUCAAGGCCAAGAGCGAGUUCGACGCCGCGAGCUCGUACGGAAAAGCCGGCGAGGCGUUCCAGAAGCUCGAGGACGUCUCGGGCUGCAGCGCCUGCUUCCGCGAGGCCGCGGCGAUCUACGGGGGCAUGGGCAAGUGCUCCAUGGCGGCGAACAUGUCGAAGAAGCUCGCGGAGGUGCUCGAGAACGGCGGCGACCCGGCGGAGCUGCCGAACGCCAUCGAGGCCUACGGCGCGGCCAUCGACUACUACGACGGCGAGAACCAGCCCAUGCGCGCCAACGGCUGCCGCGAGAAGGUCGCCUUCCUCUCGGCGACCCUCGGCGCCUACGACGACGCGCUCGCGGCCUUUGACUCCCUCGGCCGGUCGUGCCUCGGGUCGAACCUAGGCAAGUUCAACGCGAAGAAGUGGUUCACGAACGCCAUCCUCUGCGCCCUCGCGCGCGAGGACGUCGUCAAGGCGAAGAACGCCCUCGCGGAGUACGCGAACCUCGACUACUCCUUCGUGGGCACGCGCGAGCACAUGCUCUGCGAGCAGCUGACCGCCGCGUGCGAGGCGUCGAGCGAGGAGGGCGUCGCGACGGCGGCGGCGGAGUACGACAAGAUCAAGCGCCUCGACCCCUGGAUGACCAAGCUCCUCCUCGCCAUCAAGGGCACCUGCGAGGGCAUGGACGCGCCCCCGAUGCCGAGCGUCGCGGACGAGGACGUCCCCGACGCGCCCGACGAGGACGACGCCGAGGACCUCCCGGACCUCACCUAGGGCGCAACGUCCUAAUCCCCCGAAUGUCUCG